AUGUGGAUGAAUUUAGAUAUUGAAACAUUCGAGCUACAUGAUUACAGUGAAUUUUUUACAAUUUCGACUGCAUUUGAUAGUAAAGAUGCACUAGUCGAGUGGGCGAUGAAUAUGGCCAUCAGUCAAGGACAUGAGAUUAGGCGACAGUCUUACCACGAGGGCCGACAAUAUUUGACUUGUAAAAGAGCCUAUAAGAGACGAGGAAAAAAUGCAGAGGUCAAAACAAGCCGGAAGUCCGGUUCAAUAAAGUGUAAAUGCCCUUUUGCGCUAUGGGGUAAAGAGGGUCGUGAUGGAUUAUGGCGCCUUACCAUCAAAGAUGGCAAUCACAAUCAUUUUCCUCAUAAAUAUCCACAAGGACUACGUUCGCUAAGUCGCCUGAGUGAAGAGCAACGAGAAGUGACAAAGAUACUGAAAAAGAGCCAUGUGAAGCCGAAGGAAAUUUUGCAUCAUCUGAGAGAGAUGAAUCCGGAUACGGCUGCGGCCUUGAGAGAUGUGUACAAUGAAUCACAGAGAAUUAGACGAGAGGAAAUGAAAGGAAAAACAGUUAUACAACAUCUGUGGCACGAACUAAGUGAGAGUGGAUACAUCAAAUGGCAUCGAACAAAUCUAGCUGGUGAUGCAGUGCAAGACGUUAUGUUUGCGCACCCUGAUUCAAUAAAGCUUUUGCAGUUAUUUCUAAACGUCAUCCUGAUAGAUUGCACGUACAAGACUAACAUGUAA
Erythranthe guttata (spotted monkey flower) is the source of this 720-nucleotide messenger RNA. The record is from RefSeq and is a predicted model, not a curated record. Lineage: Eukaryota; Viridiplantae; Streptophyta; Magnoliopsida; Lamiales; Phrymaceae.